This is a messenger RNA of Daucus carota subsp. sativus, 1127 nucleotides long. Its product is annotated as xyloglucan endotransglucosylase protein 6. Lineage: Eukaryota; Viridiplantae; Streptophyta; Magnoliopsida; Apiales; Apiaceae. Bases 78 to 986 code for a protein of 302 amino acids. Gene Ontology annotation, biological process: cell wall biogenesis; xyloglucan metabolic process. Gene Ontology annotation, molecular function: hydrolase activity, hydrolyzing O-glycosyl compounds; xyloglucan:xyloglucosyl transferase activity. The transcript is spliced from 4 exons. The record is from RefSeq and is a predicted model, not a curated record. Gene Ontology annotation, cellular component: apoplast; cell wall.
AGCAUAGUAGAAACUCCACUCCACUCCACACUUGUCUGUCUCUUACACUCUGCUCUUUACACAUAGUGAGUGUGAAAAUGGUUGUUAUUGGUGAUAAAAUGCCAAUGGGGUGUGUGUUAUUGGGAGUGUGUGUUGGUCUGGUAAUGUUGAUGAGUUCGGGAGUUAGCUCAUCUAAAUUUGAUGAGCUUUUCGAACCUGGUUGGGCCAUGGACCAUUUUGUUUACGAAGGAGAGACUCUUAAGAUGAAACUUGACAACUUUUCUGGAGCCGGGUUCUCAUCGAAAAAUAAGUACAUGUUCGGAAAAGUCACAGUGGAUAUUAAGCUUGUGGAGGGUGAUUCUGCCGGAACAGUCACUGCUUUCUAUAUGUCAUCCGACGGUCCAAAGCACCACGAAUUUGAUUUUGAAUUUCUGGGUAAUACAAGUGGUGAACCAUAUCUUGUUCAGACAAAUGUGUAUGUUAACGGUGUCGGAAACAGGGAACAAAGGUUGAACCUAUGGUUCGACCCAACCUCGGACUUCCACUCCUACUCCAUCCUCUGGAACCAACGCCAAGUUGUAUUUUUGGUGGAUAAUACGCCAAUUAGAGUGCACUCGAACUUGGAACACAAGGGUGUGCCUUACCCGAAAGACCAGGCCAUGGGCGUGUACAGUUCAAUAUGGAAUGCAGAUGACUGGGCCACUCAGGGAGGCCGUGUCAAGACAGACUGGUCCCAUGCGCCAUUUAUAGCUUCGUACAAGAACUUUAACAUUGAUGGUUGCGAGUGUGAGACCACGGUGAAUGCAGCUAACAUGUUGCAGCAAUGCAGUAGUAGUGCUGAAAAGAAGUUCUGGUGGGAUGAGCCUAGAUUGGCUGAGUUGAGUCUGCAUCAGAGCCACCAGCUGUUGUGGGUUCGGGCUAAACAUAUGAUAUAUGAUUAUUGUAGUGAUGCGGCUAGGUUCCCGGUGACUCCUUUGGAGUGCCAGCACCAUCACCACCAGCAUUAGCAAGUAGUAAUCGAGUCAAAUCUUUAAGUAGGGUUUAAAGUCUCAAUGUAAAAUUUCCAAGAAGAGGGAACUCCUUGUUUUACCUUGGGUCACAUUUUGUAAGAUAAGGGUCAUUUUAAUUUGAUUUUAUUUACCACAUUA